CCACAACUCGCGCCAACUUUGAAUUUGUGGAGAAGCAGAUCAUGGAAAAUAAAUACACGGGUUUUCCGGAAAUUUCGUAAAAUGUACUUGUCAAAAUAAUAAUAACAAAAGUUAAAGUAUCGUGCCAUUUAAUUAUAGAGAUUAAGGUGCAAGUGGUUUUCCCGUACAGUUCACAGUUUCCAACACUCACGCCGCAACAUUGCGCAUAAUUGAAGGAAAAGACAAUACAUCGCAAAUGUGAAAUGGCUGACCAUCAUUUCAGUAACAGUGGGGGCGCACCACCACGGGGAAUAUUGAAAAACCGGGAUGGCAACUCUUCGUCCAGAUUCUCGGGAGGAGCACCUCCGGAAAUGGCACCUGGGGACCCACGCCUAAAUCAUAGAAACUCUUCAGGAGGAGGAAAUGGGGAAACGACUAACUGGAUGAACGUGAUGCAGAGUGGAGGAGGAGGUCUCGGCCCUCCUGGCGCUUCGCCCACUGUCGGACUAGGGAGUGAUGGAAGAUUGGAGCGUUCAUUGAAUCUAAAAAUGAACGAAUUUAUCGCGAGAAAAAAAGACUUGCUUUUCAAACCGUUGACGGCAGAUGAAAUGCCUCUCGCGGAAGUGAAAGGAUUUCAGCAUAAUUCCGAAGAUCAUUACGGACUUGUCCCAUCAUUGGAUCACUAUCUCCACGUUGAUGGUCCAGAAAUUCGAAGCUAUUUCUUUCAAAACCUACAAGUUGGUGACAUUUUGAUAGCUUCAGUUUACACCAAAAAUAACUCUGGGAUAAAUUUGAAACUUUUAUCGACCGACGGUGGAAAACACAUCGUAUUAGAGGAUCUCGGAAUCAAAGCGUUUUGCCCAGCGAGUCACACAGUUCCUCCUCGAGAGAAGAAUGAUUACGAAAUUGGAGAUACCGUGAGAGUUGAAGUACUCGAAGUUUCAGCCGAUUCAGAAAAACUUGUUUGUGGGAUGAAAGGCGUAACGUUAAGCCCAGAAAUGCAACACACUUUCCACCUCGGAAAAAUCAGUCGUCACGACUUUCCUCGUCAAUUCACGCUGGCAACGAAUGACUCUGACUCGCGAUAUAGAAGGAGCUACGAAGAUAUGUUAACUCGCAGCAGUGGGUUUCAAAAUCCAACAAAUAUCGGUCAUUUAGCAUCAACAAUGGGAAUUUUGAGCAACAGAAACAGUUUGAUGGUUGGAUUGAGGAAUGAAUUUCCAGUCAAGGAGGGAGCCGCAUACCUUCGCCGAAUCCAAAAUGGAAAAUGGGCACAUGGAAAUGUGGCAGAUGGGAUAAAAUAUUUUAAGAUGGGAAAGUUUACAGAAGCAUUCCAAUGUUUGAAUAAAGCUCUCAGCAUCGACUCAGAGAAUGUUGAAGGACUCGUUGCACGAGGCGCAUUGUAUGCCAACAACGCUGGGUUUGAAAAAGCCAUUGAAGACUUUGAAGCAGCCUUGAAGUUUAAUCCCAAUCAUUACAAUGCCAGAAAGUAUCUUGCAGAAACUUUAGUUGCAUUGGGAAAACAACAAGAAACAGCUGCCAAACUAGAGGAUGCAGUCUCUUCCUAUUCUAAAUGUCUCGCGGUUAAACAGGACCACAAAGAAGCAAGGGACGCUCUGUUAUCCUUAUUCGAUCGAACCAAUAAACUCGACCUAACGAAACUCGUUCCACCCGCCGCCUUGAAGGCUGCUGAACUAAAGGAAAGGUUAAAGUUAAUACUGCAGACUGAAAUGAGGAUGAAUUUGGACGGGGGAAAAAUUGGAGGAAAAGAUAAAAAGUCCAAAAGGAAAAAGGGUAGAAAGUCGUCGGCUUCUGAUGAUGACUCUUCUACUUCAUCAACUAGUGAAUCGGAGUCGGAUUCAGACUCUUCUGAUGACUCGGACAAGGGGAAAAAGCGCAAGAAGAGUAAGAAAAGCAAGAAGAAAAAGAGUAAGAAAAGUAAAAAGUCGAGAGAGGAGGCGCGACCAAUGUCGUUAAGUCCAUUUUCUAAACGCCUUGUGGAUCCCCGCGGACAAGGGGUGUCAGGUUCUGGAUUAUCUGGGUUUAAUGAAUCCUCGUUCUCCGAAUGGGGUCAACAAUUAGGAUUAUCGCAGCAGCAAACAGUACAUCAAGUUCAUGAUUCUGACGACGAGUCAAAACGAUCGAGUAAAAAGUCUAAAGAUAAGAAACGAUCAAAGAAGAAGGACAAGCGUAAGAAACGCCGACGAAAUUCCUCAUCUUCUUCGGAGUCUGAUUCAGACGACUCUGCGAGAAUUAAGGACAAACGGAAAUCCUCAAAACUUUCGUCAGCCAAUACAUCUCUUAAUUUGGGGGGCAGUAUUUCUUCAGUUAUUCCUGACCUUGGAGACUUGGAGGCCAAGUUGAGCGCAUAUUAUUCAAAGAUUGAACAUGAAAAACUCGAGCCUAUUGUUCCUCCACAAGCCGUGAAGAUAACUGUUGAAAGAAACAACAGUGGUGGAUGGGAACAAAACAGGGAUGCGUAUAAUGAACCCGCUCGAAAAGUUGAGAUGAAAUCUAAUGCAGACUUAAAACACGAUUUAUACAACAGUGGAGGAUGGCAUGAUGGGGGAAAGGGGGGAAAUAAGAUUGAGCUGCGCACUGAUGACUAUGGAAAUUAUAUUCAACCCGAGAAAAUAGUGAGAACUGUGCUCAAUACUACCUCAGAACCUACCUCCUCAGAGCCGAAGCCUAUAAAGUUUGAAAUUAAAUUUAAAGCGAAUGCAGUGGUUCCUCAGUCGGAAAAUGAGCAAGGAUCCAAAUGGAGACCGUUAGGAUCCGCUCCAAGCCCGGCUGAAGAUGACGACCCAAAAGCGGCUUCCCCUGCUAAGCCAGCCAUUCGAAAUCCAUUCGAGGUCCAAAAGUUUGACAAUGACAACAAUAAAGAUCGAAACUAUCGUGGACGGAAGUCAAUAUCACCUCGUCGUGGUGGUCAUCGUCGCAGUGGACGAUCACAUUCUCGCAGCUCACGAUCAAGUUCGUAUUCCAGGAGUAGAUCUCGUUCACCACGCCGAAGUCGGAGUCGUUCCCCCCGCAGUCGAAAUACUAACCGAUACAGAGGAGAUCGACGUGGCGGUUAUGACCGUGAUCACUACGAUCGUCGUGAUUAUAGGGAUCGAGGUCGAGGAGGAGUUCGAUUUUUUAGAGGAUUUAACAGCAAUCGUGGAGGUGGAAGUCGGCGAGCAUAUGUUCCAAGAGGAAGAGGGCGGCGAGACUAUCGACCUAAUGGACCUCGGGAUAGCAAGUUUAGAAAUCGAUUCAGUCAUAGCCCUUCCAGGUCAAGGUCUCCUCGUGAUCGUCGUGAUCGAAGGAGUAAUUCUCGGUCUAAAUCAAGGUCCCGUUCUGUAGAACGUAGUACCGAUGCUCGUCGUCACUCUGUUGAAUUGGAAAAGAAGAACAAUAAUGACGAAGCCUCAUGGGAAGAUAAAAGUCGUGCAGAUGAAGUUAGUGAAAUUCAGAUUGGAGAAUUAACAACCACAAAGGCGUCUGAUGUUGAGGAAUUGCUUGAUAAAAGAAAUGCCGAAAAGAAAGAAGAGUUGAGGAAGAGUAAUCCUGAAUUCUUUCGAAAGUAGGAAUAGCAGUAGAAUCUUUUGACUUGAUGACUUGUGAGUUGAGUGGUAGAACUAUCUACAUACAAAAAUUUGGUAACACAUAAUUCAUUUUUUCCUUUGCUAGUGAUUACACUUUCAUAAUUUGUUCUUACCAUAAUAGUUAAUUAAUUUGUCGCGUUCGCUUGUUGUAUUCUUAAACUGUUUAGUUUAUAUUGUCCUAGAUUUAUUCUUCUUAUAGAUGAGCAUUUUAAAUAAAAGUUAAUUUACAUAAUAAAUGUUGUGAAGC
Molecule: messenger RNA, 3813 nt
Organism: Folsomia candida
Lineage: Eukaryota; Metazoa; Arthropoda; Collembola; Entomobryomorpha; Isotomidae
Product: tetratricopeptide repeat protein 14
Exons: 15
Coding region: 243-3548 (1101 amino acids)
Molecular function (GO): protein binding; nucleic acid binding
Source: RefSeq, a predicted model, not a curated record